Messenger RNA from Anneissia japonica, 726 nucleotides. RefSeq names its product thioredoxin domain-containing protein 16-like. The transcript is spliced from 8 exons. The record is from RefSeq and is a predicted model, not a curated record. NCBI's taxonomy places the organism in Eukaryota, Metazoa, Echinodermata, Crinoidea, Comatulida, Comatulidae. Bases 1 to 726 code for a protein of 241 amino acids.
AUGGUUUCCUUACUAAAUGGUGCAGCAUUGACAGACCUUGCAAUAGACACUCUAUUUGACAUUAAUUCCAUUGUAUCCAGUGUCUUACACCUUGUUCUUCUACAAGAAGUGCCAAUUGUACAGAACCAUCAAGAACUAGAGUCACUACUGCGCACUGCUCGAGGAAAACAAGAUGUCAUAUUCAGUAAGGUGAUGGCCAUUGGGACACCAGAGCAUAGAGCAUUUAUGGAAGCUGCUUUUGCUUAUGGUCACCGGUAUAAAUUUUUAGUGACUACUAGUGUAAGAAAUGUUUUGAAAGAGAGUGAUGCUGAAUUGUGGGAUGAGACGAUUGUUGGUGUUUGGCUGUUUCAGUGCAAACAAACAUUACCCCAUGAAGACUGCCCUCGUAAGACCUACCGUGGAAUUCUUAGGGUGAAUGAAUUUCCUACAUUCAUGAAAGCUCUUGACAUGCCUUUGAUUAGCAAAAUUGAAAAUGGUGGAAGCAGUCUUCAUAUGGAUCUGAAGAUACCUACAGUGAUACUAGUAACUAAACUUGAGAGGUUCCCUAAAGGAGAGGAGGCAAUUGCCGAGGUUGCUGACGAGUACCUCGGCAGUGUUGGAUUUGUCAUCGUUGAUGUAAAUUUUGUUGAUACAGCAACAAUACCAUCUCUGAGAAUAGACGCUUUCUUCCGGCAAAGUGAUAUACCAUUCUUAGUAAUGCAUCCUGGGCGCUCAGAAAAUUCGUGA